Molecule: messenger RNA, 890 nt
Organism: Anisakis simplex (herring worm)
Lineage: Eukaryota; Metazoa; Nematoda; Chromadorea; Rhabditida; Anisakidae
Source: the annotation of a GenBank genome assembly
CUAUGGCAAGUCGAAGACAACGACAAUUCGAUCGAAAGUACAGCUCAUAUAAAAAGUACACUGCAACUGAAGAUGUAAGUUAUGCAGCUCAUACAUCGCGUUCAUCAUAUCGUUCUGAAGCAAUCACACAUCGAACCAGCGAUCGAGGAAGAAGUUCUUCAUCUGAAAUCAUCACUGGUGCCGAAACAAGAUCGCUACCAGUGUACAUCGCCAUUCAAGAUUAUACACCUGAGCCUGGAGAUACCGAAUCAGUUACACUAGAACAAGGGCAAAUCGUUGAAGUGCUAGACAAGAAGAACGCUGCAUCAUGGCUUAUAAGAACAAAAGCUCGUCCACCCAGAUCUGGUUGGGUGCCAGGUUCCUACUUUGAGACACCAACUGAAUAUUAUAAGCAGAGAAGAAGGACAAGAGAAAUUGCUGCUGCUGAUUUGAAUUUAACUGAAGAACAAGAAGCAAUAAUGAAAAGAGAUCAAGUUUACCAUGAUUUAUUACGUUCGGAGGAAGAAUAUGUUAACGAGCUGAGGCAUUUGGUUGAAGAUUACAUAAAAGCGAUCGAGAAUGAAUCCGUUCCUAAAGAAGUCGAAAAUGUCAGAGAACAGUUAAUAAUGAAUCUGAAAGAAUUAUGCAAUUUCCAUGCAAAUGUGAUGUUAAAAGGAUUACAAUAUUACUCAGAUGAUCCAGGCAAAGUUGGUCAAACAUUCAUUAGACUUGAACGUGAUUUUGAUCAUCAUAUUCAAUUACACCAUCAAUUACCAACUACUCUUCAACUUCUCUCUCAACCAACAAUUAAGCAGUUUUUACAGGUACUUCAGUUUUUUUGUUGCAUAUGCAUAUAUGUCUAUAUUACCGUCUCGAAUCAACCGCUUCAUAGCUCCUUGCAUUUCACAUAA